Messenger RNA from Condylostylus longicornis, 989 nucleotides. RefSeq names its product invertebrate-type lysozyme 3-like. Gene Ontology annotation, molecular function: lysozyme activity. The coding region runs from base 195 to 704 and encodes 169 amino acids. Lineage: Eukaryota; Metazoa; Arthropoda; Insecta; Diptera; Dolichopodidae. The transcript is spliced from 5 exons. The record is from RefSeq and is a predicted model, not a curated record.
AAGUGUGUACACGUUAAGGGAAAAAAAAAUUUAAAACAUAAAAAACAAACAAAAAUAAAAAAUAUUAAAGAAAUCUUAAAAAAUUUUAAAUUUUAUUUUUAUAUUUUUUUUCUAUUUAUUUAUUGUUAAUUUUAAUAUUUUAUAUUUUUAAAAUAUAUAAUUAAAUAUCUUUUGAAAUAUUACAAAAUCAAAAAAUGAAUUUUAAAUUAAAUAUUAUUUCUAAUUUAUGUCUGAUUGCUAUUAUUACAAUAGCCGGAUUCUCAUUGUUUGUAAAAGGGGAUGUUUCACACCUUCCUUUGAGUACUAGAUCUGAGCCCCCAGUUACUGAAGUUUGUUUAGGAUGCAUUUGUGAAGCUAUAAGUGGAUGUAAUAGAACGCUAACAUGUAAUGGUGAUACAUGUGGUUUAUUUAGAAUUACAUGGCCUUAUUGGGCAGAUUCAGGCAAACCAACAUUAAAUGGAGAACCAGAGACAUCAGAAACUGCUUAUCCAAAUUGUGUAAAUGAUCCAUUCUGUGCUGCCAGAACAAUACAAAAUUAUAUGGCCAAAUAUGGACAAGAUUGUAAUGAAGAUGGUGAAAUAAACUGUUAUGAUCAUGCUGCAAUCCAUAAAUUAGGAGCAUACGGAUGUAAAGGUGAUUUUAGCGGUGUCUAUUUUAAAAAGUUAAAUGAAUGCUUACAACAAGUUCAAGCGAUUACCGGCUAAAUGAAAUAUGAAUUAUUUAUAUAUAUAUGUUUUUUUUAUGUAUUUCAUAGCCAAGAAUGUUAUAAAAACAAAAAAUUUUUUUUGAUCUUUCAACUACAUAUUACACAUUAUGUAUUUACAUAUAGAUAAUAUGACUAAAUUUAAUUAUAGAAUUAACAAAAAACAUAUUAUAUAAUUAAUAAUAAAAAAAAAAUAAUAAUAUUAGCAUUAUGUUGAAGUCAUUACAAUUUUGUUCAGAACUGAAAUCGUAUAUUUUAUUUAAUUUUAACAAACAAAACAAAAAAA